AUGGUCCAGCAAAUCCCCCAAGCCUCCCGUCUCACUGACCUCUUCAGCCUCAAGGGCAAGGUCGUCGUCGUCACUGGCGCGUCCGGACCCCGCGGCAUGGGCAUUGAGGCUGCCCGCGGCUGCGCCGAGAUGGGUGCCGACGUCGCCAUCACCUACUCUUCCCGCAAGGAGGGCGCCGAGAAGAACGUCCAGGAGCUCGUCUCUGACUACGGCGUCAAGGCUCAGGCCUACCACCUCAACACCACAAACUACGACGACGUUGAGAAGUUUGUGAACCAGGUUGUUGCCGACUUUGGCAAGAUUGACGCCUUUAUCGCCAACGCUGGUGCUACCGCCGACGCCGGUGUCAUUGACAGCUCCGCCGCGGACUGGGACCACGUUAUCCAGGUCGACCUCAACGGCACCGCCUACUGCGCCAAGGCUGUCGGCGCCCGCUUCAGGGAGCAGGGCCACGGCUCCUUCGUCAUCACUGCCUCCAUGUCUGGCCACAUCGCCAACUUCCCCCAGGAGCAGACGUCGUACAACGUGGCCAAGGCUGGCUGCAUCCACAUGGCCAAGUCCCUCGCCAACGAGUGGCGCGACUUUGCCCGCGUUAACAGCAUCUCUCCCGGCUACAUCGACACUGGCCUGUCCGACUUUAUCGACGCGAAGACGCAGGAGCUUUGGAGGAGCAUGAUCCCCAUGGGCCGCAACGGAGAUGCCAAGGAGCUCAAGGGCGCCUACGUCUACCUGGUCAGCGACGCCAGCACUUACACCACCGGUGCUGAUAUCGUCAUCGACGGAGGUUACACCUGCCGGUAG
This is a messenger RNA of Fusarium falciforme, 801 nucleotides long. RefSeq lists its product as hypothetical. Gene Ontology annotation, molecular function: oxidoreductase activity, acting on NAD(P)H, oxygen as acceptor. NCBI's taxonomy places the organism in Eukaryota, Fungi, Ascomycota, Sordariomycetes, Hypocreales, Nectriaceae. Gene Ontology annotation, cellular component: intracellular anatomical structure. Bases 1 to 801 code for a protein of 266 amino acids. The record is from RefSeq and is a predicted model, not a curated record. The transcript has 2 exons.